CUGGCAGGGUGGUGGCACACACGGCGAAGUUCGCGAUAGAGCGGCGGCGAUGAUGGUGAAUGUGACGGCUGUGCGCAUUCCUUCGUGGGACUCGCGGCUGGAAUUGCAACGCCAGCAGCGCUACACGGUCUUUAUGAUGUCAGUGGAAUCCGCCGACUCGACAUGGAACCUUGGCAAGCGAUACAGCGAGUUCCGCGCUCUGCACAAGCUUCUGUGUCCGCGCUACGCCACCGUGCGGAGCCAGCCGUUUCCACCCAAGCGUCUCUUCUCGUCAUUGUCGCUUCGUGUGAUUGAGCAACGCCGGGUUGGCUUUGAAACGUAUUGCGUCCUGACCACCGACCGUGCACCCCGUCUUACAACGUUGUAGGUACCUGCAAGCGCUGCUGGCGCUCCGUCCUCGUCCCCACGAGCUCGAAGCGUUCCUGUCUCCCGCCGCCAACAACUCGGAUGAAUCCAUGCAUGACGAUUUCGAAGACCGCGUCACCAUGACGUCGGCGAGUCCAACCGUUGACUUGUUUGCGUCGAUGCGCGAGCCAUUCGACUUGUCACACAAGUGGUCUGUGGACGACUUUGAGGUCCUCAAGGUGCUCGGCAAAGGUUCUUUUGGCAAGGUGUACCUCGUGCGUCGGGCCAAGUCCCCCACGGUGGCCAUGUACGCGAUGAAGGUUCUUAAAAAGAGGGAGCUCAUCCAGCGCCACCAAGUGGACCAUACCAUGACCGAGCGCCACGUCAUGAGCGUGUUGGACCAUCCGUUCAUCGUGACCCUUCGCGUGGCAUUCCAAACGAGGGAGCGGCUGUUUAUGGUGUCGGACUUCUGCAUUGGAGGCGAAAUCUUUUUCCAUCUGAAAAAGUUCCGCGCAUUCAGCGAGAACAUGGUGCGGUUCUACGCCGCCGAGCUCAUCGCAGCCCUGGGUCACUUGCACUCCAAGGGCAUCGUGUACCGAGAUCUCAAACCUGAAAACGUCCUCUUGGACGCGAACGGACACAUCCGCAUCACCGACUUUGGCUUGGCCAAGUGCCACGUCGGCGCACUUGACGGCGCGCGCACUUUUUGCGGCACCCCCGAGUACCUGGCGCCUGAGAUGCUUCUGGCGCGCAAGAAGAAGGCCGCGUACGGGUUCGCCGUGGAUUGGUGGAGUCUGGGGACGCUGCUGUACGAGAUGCUCACGGGGUGGCCGCCUUUCUUUGACAAGGACGUGCAGCGCAUGUGCGACAACAUCCUGCACCAGCCGCUGACGUUUCCGGCGCGGUUCGGGCUCGCGUCCUCCACCAAGUCGCUGAUCCGGGGGCUCUUGGAGCGGGACCCCGCCGCCCGCCUCUCGGAGGCGAGUCUGCGGUCGCAUCCGUUCUUUUCAGGGCUGGACUGGACCGCCUUGAUCGCCAAACAGAUCAAGCCGCCGUUCAAACCCCGCGUGAAUUCGCCCACGGACCUGCAAAACUUUGACAAGGAGUUCACGCGCACCAGCGUCGGCAUCCUCGCCGAUGACCAUACUGCCGCCGACGCCGGCGACGACGACGACUUUCGCGGGUUUUCGUUUACGAUUCCGAGUACGACUACUAAUGGAGUGGCCAACAACCACGUCAGGUGUGGACCGAGGCAGCAACGAGGCCAUUCCUUGUCGUAAUGUGAUAUUUAAUAUAAGUUGCGUGCGUGUGGGUAUGGA
This is a messenger RNA of Aphanomyces astaci, 1664 nucleotides long. RefSeq names its product AGC protein kinase, variant. Bases 456 to 1625 code for a protein of 389 amino acids. The transcript has 3 exons. Gene Ontology annotation, biological process: protein phosphorylation. The record is from RefSeq and is a predicted model, not a curated record. Gene Ontology annotation, molecular function: phosphatidylinositol binding; ATP binding; protein serine/threonine kinase activity. Lineage: Eukaryota; Oomycota; Saprolegniomycetes; Saprolegniales; Verrucalvaceae.